AUGUGGUCGCUGAACUACAGAGUCCUUGCCAGCGCCCUCUGGCUCGCAGCCACGACAAAGGCAACCUCCGGCGGCCUGAGCGUCCACAUCACCGUCGCGGAAGGUCUCCUGCAGAACAGAACAGAUGGGCACGUCUUGGUCCUGUUCGCUCCCGCCGAAGUAGACCCCCUCGACGACACCGACGUCGAGUCCUCACCCGACCAAUUUCUCGGCAAGAACGUCUACCAGUUCGGCGGCGGCGACACGGUCACGGUACGGGACAGCGACAACGUCCAACCGAGGACGGGCGUCUCGGGUUUCCCCGACGCGAGCAUUACGGGGGUGACGGCGGGUUCGUACCGGGUGCAGGCGUUCCUCAAUGUGUACGAGACCGUCACGCGAAGCGACGGCUCGACGGUCAGCGUCCGGUUCCCGUGCGGUGACGGCAUGGAGCCGGUGAAUGGACCCGGCAGCCUGACGACACAAGCAAUCGAUGUCGAAGUCAGCCAGGGUUCCGAGACGAUUGAGCUCACCUUCGACAGCGUGACGACUGUUGACGACUUCGAGGGAUCCGAGAUCGGCGGCUGCUCCCAGGGCAACUAUGCCGACACGGAGAUGCUCAAGUAUGUCAAGAUCCGAAGCGACGUCUUGAGCGAGUUUUGGAACCGCGAUAUGUACGUGGGCGCAACCGUCCUGCUACCCUCUGGAUACGAUGCGAGCGACGCGAUAACCCGCUACCCGGUCAUAUACCAUCAGGACCACUGGUCGGGAGGCUCCGGCGCAUAUGGGUACUCUAGAGACGAGGAGUUCAAGGCCGCUUGGGACAGUGGUAUCCUCCCAAACACGACUGACCAGCCAACGCCCAAGCUCAUUCUCGUCACGUUUAGACACGAGUCGCCGUUCUACGAUGACUCGUAUGCUGUCAACACGGCAAAUAUCGGUCCCUACGGCGACGCCAUCAACGACGAGUUGAUCCCGUAUAUUGACGGGAGAUUCAACACCAUAGCGCAGGCGUACGCCCGCAUCCAAGACGGAGGGUCGACAGGGGGCUGGGAGUCGGCGGCUAACCUCGUCUUCAGACCCGAUCUCUUCGGCGCGUGCUUCUCCUCGUACCCGGACUCGCUAGACUUCCACCACCACCAGGACAUCCCGCUGUACACCGCAAAAAACGCGUACACGCGCGACGACGGCAGCAAGAUCACGUCGAUCCGCGAGGUCGUCAACGGCACCCUGACCGACGUGGUCUCGGUCGAGCAGGAGAACCACUGGGAGCUGACGUUCGGCACGUCGUCGCGCUCUGCGCUGCAGUGGGACGUCUGGAACGCCGUCUUCGGCGUGCAGGGCCUGAACAACUACCCGCUGGAGCCGUGGGACAAGGUCACCGGCGAGAUCUUCCCCGACGCCGUCGAGUACUGGAAGGCCUUCGACCUAACCGACUACAUCAUCAGUAACUGGGACAGCGGGCAGCGCAACCUGGGCGAGGCGCUCCGCGGGCGCAUGUUCGUCUAUGUCGGUUCCUGGGACAACUAUUUCUUGAACGAGGGCGUCGAGGCGUUCCGGGACAGGGUCUCCGCGAGGGGCGGGCCGGACUGGGCGAACGUCACGGUCUUGGAGGGCGAGCAGCACGGCGGGAAUUACCGUCGCUUGGAUACGUGGGAUUAUUUCCAGCUUGUUGCUGGGUGGAUCGAGGACCAUUCGCCCAAAGGCAAGAUGCCGCUGUCGAAGGAGGCGACGGCGCCAUCGACUCGCGGCAAUACAUGGAAAGAGGUCAUCGCUCGGGGUGGACACGGGGCUGCGCUGGCGCGCCAGGCGCACCCGGUCAUCAAGAAGAACGGGCACGGCAGGACGGUCGAGGCGAGUGUCGGCCGGUGGGAUCCGGGGCUUGCUCUGGAGGCUCAGUGGCUAGUGGACGGCCGGCCGAGUGGCAAGCCGUUCAAGGUGCAGCAGGGCACGAGCCUGGACUACAUGCCGUGUAGGAAGCGCCCCGUCGAGCUGGAGGUUACGGGACGCAAGCGUGGCUAUGUCGAUGAGACGAGGAAGAGUAAUGCAGUGAGGUUGUAA
Messenger RNA from Anthostomella pinea, 2040 nucleotides. The record is from the annotation of a GenBank genome assembly. Lineage: Eukaryota; Fungi; Ascomycota; Sordariomycetes; Xylariales; Xylariaceae.